Molecule: messenger RNA, 2370 nt
Organism: Purpureocillium takamizusanense
Lineage: Eukaryota; Fungi; Ascomycota; Sordariomycetes; Hypocreales; Ophiocordycipitaceae
Exons: 7
Coding region: 22-2283 (753 amino acids)
Biological process (GO): DNA-templated transcription; regulation of DNA-templated transcription
Cellular component (GO): nucleus
Molecular function (GO): zinc ion binding; DNA-binding transcription factor activity, RNA polymerase II-specific; DNA binding
Source: RefSeq, a predicted model, not a curated record
GAUACCGUACGUGCUACGACGAUGCAAGCAUCACCGACGCAGACGCCGACCGACAUGGCCCGCACAAAGGGCAAGCGCGUAUCUCGGGCGUGCCUAUCAUGCCGCCUGCGCAAGACGCGCUGCGAUCUCGACGCCGACGGCAAGACAGGCAUCCCGCCCUGCAAGCGCUGCGUCGAGCACCAGCUUGAGUGCGUGUUGGCCAAGUCGCGGCGCGGCGGCCGACGCAUCAAAGGCGUCCGCGGCAGCCUGCCUCCCAUCAAGAGCGUGCCUCAGCAGCCUAGCAUCAACACGCCGUCAUCGGACGGCGGCCAGAGCGCUGGGCUUGGCGCGGAGCGUCCUGACGCUGCAGUCGCACAGUCCCGCGGCAGCUCUGAGCACACGGCGUUGCGGCAGCAGCAGCAGGACCGGAAGCAGCAGCGGCAUCUCGAAAAUUGGCCGUCACCACACUCAGGUCCUCACUGGCGGGAAGGCUCGCCCGCCUCCACCGUGCCUGAAGAGAACGAGGAGGAGUCGAGGCAGGACUCAGACGGGCUCGAAGGCCACAUCGCCUCGACCGACCUGCUCAACCCGUCCGACGCCCUGGAUCUGCUCGCCCAGGUCGCUGACCUUGAGCCUGGCCGGCAAGCCAGCUCGGGCCGCGACGCUGGAAACCCUACUGCCCCUGUCCACGGUGCCACCAGCCCCGCCUCCUACUUUCCGCCGAUAACCGACGGGAUACUGACCUGGUCUGAGGCUUCGUACCUCGUCAAGCGCUAUCAUGACAAGUUCCAUCCCUUCUUUCCUGUCGCCAACAGCAGUAUCUUUGAUGGCAGACCGCCAGCGGAAUGGGCGGAAAAGGAACCGUAUCUGCUAACGGCCAUCCUGACUGUCGCCUCCAAGGAUGACCCAUCGUGGUAUCGCGUCUACGAGGCGUGCUCGCGGUACAUGGAAACGCUCGUGUCACGGCUCAUCUACUCGGGCUCCAAUAAUGUCGGGUCCGUUGAGGCGCUGCUGAUCCUGGCCGAGUGGACGCCGCAGCGGCCGCAGGACAACUCGACCAUCGGGUGCGGCCAGGAGGACCACGGCGCUUGGAUGCUGGUUGGCAUGGCCAUCCGCCUGGGAUAUCUGCAGCGACUGGAGCAGACAGCGCUGCUCCCGGAGGGAGGCAUCCAGUCUGUCGAUGCGAGCCGUAAGCGCAUUGCAUGGGCCGCGUGCUAUAUGUGCGAUCGCCAAGUCUCGAUUCGCCUGGGCAAGGGCUUUUGGUCGCGCGGGCCCAUCCCGUCCAUCAACUGGCGUGCUGCCGACUUUCCGUCCCUGCAAGCCCAGGCUCUUGGGCCGGACAACCUGGCGCUGCUGUUCCAGGCCCAGCUCGAGCUCAUCCAGCUAUUUAGCAACGCACACGAUAUUUUGUACUCAUCGUCGGCGCACAGAAAGCAGCUGUACCUGGGCGGAGAGUACAUCAGAUACAUUGACGACUUUGCUUCGGUGCUUCGCAAGUGGAAGCUGUCAUGGGCCAACUGCACCUUCACACCGCCAGUCAAGGCGUCCAUGGUGCUGUCAUUUGAGUUUCUCCGUCUGUACAUCAACGCAUUUGCCUUUCAAGCGACGCUGAACCGUGCAGUUGCGCGGGCGAGUCAACGCCCAUCGGGAAUGAAGGCACAGAGCGUUGGGACGCUGUUCUCUGAUGUUGCCGGCAACCCGGACGCGCGGUUCAUCUACGAGUCCAUCGACGCGGCCAACUCCCUGCUCAGCAUCCUCAAUAGCUUCAUUGAUCCGGUGGCUGGACUCAAGUGUAUGCCGCUCAAGUACUGUCUCUACGUCAUCUACGCGGCAGUAUUCCUCUUCAAGGCAAGGUUGGCCGGUGCUAUUAGCGGCGAAAACGAUGGAGGUGUAAGGCGGGCCAUCCAGGGAACCAUCUCACAGCUGCAAAAGUCCUCCAACAACCCCCAUAGUCUUGGCAGGCGGUAUGCCACGUCGCUGCGGCUACUGUGGCGCAAGUCGUCGAGCAAGCAGGGCAAGGGGCGGAGGGAAUCGCUGCGGGAGCCGCCGACGCCGGUGCAGGACAUGCGACCUGACGACGUGCAGGCCGAUAAGGCGCUGGAGCUGGACCCACUCAACGGCUUCUCAUGGCGGGACCUGGACUCGCUCGGGCAAUACAUCGCGAGCAACUCGGCGCUUAGCAUGACGGAUGGGAUGCUGACGAGCCCCGAGUUUGACUGGGAGCACAGCAGCUCGGGCCUAGACGACCUGGCGAUGCGGCCGCAGUUUGACAAUGUGUGGUCGGGACAUGACAUUAUCUUCUGAUACUUCUUUUUUCAUGUCCCACCUUUGCCUGUUUUUUUCUUCUCAGCUAGCGGGCUUGGAGACGAUAGGCAAAAUGGAUAACUCGCC